AACUCUUGAAUAUUCUAAACAUGACUCUUGAUAACUUUUUCUGUCAAAGAAGCUACAUUAGCCAUUAAUAAUCCCUGAGCUUACAUGUAAAAAGAACACCUUCUUGUGAUAAAAGAUAACAUGAGGUACACUAUUAUUCUAUUCUAAUUGAGGUUUCUUAACGUAUGUGUCUCGAUUGUGUGAAUACACACACGUGUUACACUGUUCUCCAAUUUUAACUCCAUGAACUGAGUCGACAGAGUUCAACUUUUCACCACUCACAUGUAGGAAAUUACUCUGCCAAUGUCAGAGUGCACUAUGUCACUUUUAACUUCGUUUUCAAGAGAUGUUAUGUUCUGGGUCUUGUCCUUUUCACCAAAAACAUAUACUUUCUUCUCAUUGCUUUGGUGUCACAGUAUAGUGGGUCUUAAUCAAUUUAACAUCUUUGCUUCAAGUUAUCAACUUCAACAUCUGUAAUCCAUUGUUUUUUCAUCUGCUCUGAAUCACUGCCAAGGAGGUUGUUCUUGGAGAUUGGCAUGGGAUGGGAAUGGGAGUGGUUUUGGAUCUGAUGUUACAGCUCUGCAUCAUUGCCUUUGCUGUGGCAGCUCAAGGAUCCAAAGGUUCCAUCUUAUCUCCAUCUCCACUAUUCCUUCCUGCCAUUCCUCCUAUAACAGAAACACUUGGUCCUAUCAAUCAUGGAGAGUCUAAGGGAGGCAAUGCACCAAGCUUACCACCAGAACCAGAUGGGCUUGUUAUGUCCCCAACUCCAGCAAACUUGCAUACAUAUCCUUCCCCUAUUGAAUCACCUGGUUCUUUACCCCGAAGAGAUUCAUCGAGAAACAUUGCUCCAAGCUUUCCACCAGUACCAAAUGGGUCAUUUUCUCACCCUCCAAAUAUAAGACCACUCCCUUCAUCAGCUCCAACUCCUCAGAUGCAUAAAGACAUUGAACCGUUCAUAUCUCCAAGUUCAAGCCCAGCAGCAUUAUCACCACCACAUGAUGUCAUUCCUUCACCAUCAACAGCGCAAGGAAAUAUGCCACCAUCUGUAAAAUCAAGUCCACCUCCAAGGAAAGCACCUUUUGUUAGGCCUCCUGCCCCUACACCAACUGCUCCAGCUCCAGUUGCAAUACCUUCUGGCAGAUCACCAGAAAAUUCCCCAGUUAGCCAACCAGGUGAACAUGGAAAUUUGGCACCUAAUGUUGAUGAUAGCAGAGCAAAUAAGAGUCAUACUGCAGAGCCAAUUUCCCCAACACCAAUUGUAACACCUUCUACCAAUGUUCCCAAAAAUUCACCACGCAGCCAACCGACUGAACAUCAAAGUUAUCCUCCUCAGCAGGGAACAAAUAAGGGCCACGGCCCAGGACCAAUUUCACCAGCCCCUUUUGCAGUUAAUUUACCAAAAACAUUGCCUGUCAGCCAUCCGCCUGAACAUGGGAGUUUACCGCCAAAUGCUCAUCAAAGGAAUGCAAAUACUGGUCACACCUUGGAGCCCAUUUCUCCAGUUUCAGCAGCAAAACCUCCUGCAACUUUGAAAGAAAAUUCACCAGUCAGUCAACCAACUCAACAUGGAAGUAUUCCACCAAAUGUUAAGAGGAGUACGGAUGAAGGUCACACUCCUGAGCCAGUUUCACCAAAGUCUGUUGCAUCCCCACCAUGGGAAAUAGAACACAUCCCACCAGUGACCCACCCUAUUUUCCCAAUAACAACUCCAUCCAUAUUACCUGCACCAGCCACAUCACCAAUUAGUGCAUUUCCAGUAAAUAAACCAUUGGUCCAUCCAAAUUUUCCAGUAGUGUCUCCAUCAAAAUUACCAGCAUCUGUUCCCUCUCCCACGUCAACACCUUCAAGAAGCACCAAUUGGAGAAAGGAUGGAGAACCAGCUGCUGAACCUUUGUACAAAACACCAAAGCCACUUACAGAUGUAAUCCAUUCCCCUGCUCGAGAUAGAGCAAUUCCUCCCUCAUUGUCGUCAGCAAGUGGGAAAAAACAUCAUGUUCCACUACCAAUGAACCCAGUAUCUCCGUCGAAGUCUUUUAUCAAGAGCCCUAAGAUGCUCCUCCUGCCUCAGAUUCAUGCACUGCCACCCCCACCUCCAAAUGAAGAUUGUUUAUCAACUGUCUGCUCAGAGCCUUAUGUAACUUCGCCACCAGGAGCACCAUGCAGAUGUGUCUCGCCCAUGAGAGUUGGUCUUCGCCUUAGUGUUCCUCUUUAUACCUUCUUCCCUUUGGUUUCAGAGCUGGCUUCUGAAAUUGCCACUGGCGUUUUCAUGAAACAAAGUCAAAUUCGAAUUAUGGGAGCCAAUGAAGCAAACCAGGAACCUGAGAAAACUGUUGUCCUUAUUGAUUUGGUGCCACUUGGGGAAAAUUUUGAUAAUACAACAGCCUUUCUGACUUUUGACAGAUUUUGGCAUAAAAAGGUAGUUAUAAAGGCUUACUACUUUGGCGACUAUGAUGUGUUAUAUGUGAGCUAUCCAGGUUUACCUCUUUCUCCUCCUUUACCACCUUCAAGCAUUCCCUUCAUAUAUGGUGACCCAUAUUCCACUGUUGGCAAUAAUGGAGGGGCAAUAAAGCCCCUUGGGGUUGACAUACAUAAGAGUCAGCAUAAAGGUGGACUUAGCAGAGGCAUAAUUGCCAUUGUUGCUGUUUCAGUUUUUCUAGCAGCUGUUUUAUGUACAGCUGUUGCUUGGGUCAUGUUCAAAUUUAGAGAUCAUGUUAGUCAACUAGCCUCAACCCCAAGGCUUUCACCACCUUCUCUUACCAAAACACCAGGUUCUGCUCGUGUGUCAUUAAUUGGAAAUGUAGGGGCUGGUUCUAAUUCCUCAUCAUUUCGAUCUAGCAUUGCUGCUUAUACAGGGUCUUCUAAGACUUUCUCCAUGAAUGACCUUGAGAAAGCUACUGAUAAUUUUCAUGCUUCAAGAAUACUUGGAGAAGGUGGUUUUGGCCGUGUUUACGGUGGUGUCCUCGGAGAAGGAACAAAAGUGGCUGUCAAGGUUCUAAUGAGGGAUGAUCAUCAUGGUGACCGUGAAUUCUUAGCUGAGGUUGAGAUGCUUAGUCGUCUUCACCAUAGAAAUUUGGUCAAGUUAAUUGGUAUAUGUGCUGAGGACAGCUUCCGAGGCUUAGUUUAUGAACUCAUUCCAAAUGGCAGUGUGGAAUCCCAUUUACAUGGGGUUGACAAGGAAAACUGCACACUUGAUUGGGGUGCUCGGAUGAAGAUAGCUCUUGGUGCAGCUCGCGGUCUAGCUUAUCUGCAUGAAGAUUCAAGUCCCAGCGUUAUACAUAGGGACUUCAAGUCUAGCAACAUAUUGUUGGAAGAUGAUUUUACACCAAAAGUGGCUGAUUUUGGAUUGGCUAGGGCAGCAACGGAUGGGCAGAACAUACACAUAUCAACACGUGUCAUGGGAACUUUUGGUUAUGUGGCUCCGGAGUAUGCAAUGACUGGGCAUCUUCUUGUUAAGAGUGAUGUGUACAGCUAUGGUGUUGUUCUUCUUGAGCUUUUGACGGGAAGAAAACCUGUAGACAUGUCACAAGCUCCUGGUCAAGAGAAUCUUGUUGCGUGGGCUCGUCCACUUCUCGCUAGUAAUGAAGGUCUGAAAGCAAUAAUAGAUCCAUCUGUGGGAGCUGAUGUGCCUUUUGAUAUUGUAGCUAAAGUUGCAGCCAUUGCAUCAAUGUGUGUGCAACCAGAGGUAUCAAACCGUCCCUUCAUGGGUGAGGUUGUUCAGGCUUUAAAACUUGUAUGCAGUGAAUGUGAAGAAGCAAAAGAAGAUGCAGUCUCAAGAAGUUCUAGCCAGGAAGAUUUAUCUGUUGUUUUAGAUGGGGGAGCCAGCACUGUUUCUGGACAACUACAAGAUGAAAGACAUUUCUCGGCUAGUCACUUUAAUUCUGAAGUUGAUAUUGAAAGAUGCUUGUCAGCAUCAGAACAAUUCAGUUCAUCCGCAAGAGUCGGCAGGCGAGAUACUGAAUCAUUUAGAAGAAACUCUUAUUCAGAACCUCUGAGAUCCGAAAGAAGCACGCGGUUGUGGAAGAUAAUUAGAAGGCUUUCUGGUGGUAGUGCCAGUGAACAUGGAACUAUGUUCAAGUUAUGACCAGGUUCCCAUGUUUGAAUUUUGCUUUGUGGAAAUUGGUUUUCCUGGAUUUGUUAAUCUACAGUUUAUAGUCCCAGCUUUUCAAGAGGCAUUUUAAAUUGGUGUGGUGGAAAGAGGAGCAUUUCCUUUGACUACAGAAGUUGGCCUUUUUUUCUGGGAUGAGGACUCCACUGUGCUAUAGAACAUAAAGAACCAGACUUUGCACUUGUAGUGUUAAUAAAAUUGGGUGAAAGGAGUUUUUUUGUUAAAUUGUGAAUACACUACUUGUAUUUAAGGGGUUAUUUUUGGACCAAGAGGGGUUGCUGCUAUUUGGUGUGUCUAGGACUAUAUGCAUCAUGAAUUUGCAGUCCAAAUAAUUGUAAUAUCGUAAGCUUAUAGGCCUGGUGUAAGAUGUGUAUAAGGUGAACUUAAUGCUUCAAAGCUUGCACUCUGAAAUGGACAUCAACAUUUGGUAUGAA
Lotus japonicus is the source of this 4518-nucleotide messenger RNA. Its product is annotated as receptor-like serine/threonine-protein kinase ALE2. Gene Ontology annotation, molecular function: ATP binding; protein kinase activity. The record is from RefSeq and is a predicted model, not a curated record. NCBI's taxonomy places the organism in Eukaryota, Viridiplantae, Streptophyta, Magnoliopsida, Fabales, Fabaceae. Gene Ontology annotation, biological process: protein phosphorylation. The transcript has 18 exons. Bases 521 to 4060 code for a protein of 1179 amino acids.